Nanorana parkeri is the source of this 1603-nucleotide messenger RNA. RefSeq names its product protein phosphatase 4 regulatory subunit 2 (gene PPP4R2). The record is from RefSeq and is a predicted model, not a curated record. The transcript has 8 exons. Gene Ontology annotation, molecular function: protein phosphatase regulator activity. The coding region runs from base 111 to 1199 and encodes 362 amino acids. Gene Ontology annotation, biological process: protein dephosphorylation. Lineage: Eukaryota; Metazoa; Chordata; Amphibia; Anura; Dicroglossidae. Gene Ontology annotation, cellular component: cytoplasm; nucleus; protein phosphatase 4 complex.
UUGAGAAGAAAGGAAAGAAGGAAUCCCAUCCAGAACUGGAUCAGUUUCUCUGCCAUGUGGCGAAAACCGGAGAGACCAUCGUCCAGUGGCCCCAGUUUAAGGAUUACUUCAUGUUUAAGCUAGAGAAGGUUAUGGAUGAUUUCCGGACAUCUGCUCCAGAGCCCAGAGGACCUCCCAAUCCAAAUGUGGAAUAUAUCCCCUUUGAUGAAAUGAAGGACCGAAUACUCAAGAUUGUCACUGCCUUUAAUGGGACACCAUUCACUAUUCAGCGACUCUGCGAGCUCGUCACUGACCCCCGGAGGAAUUACACUGGCACGGAAAAGUUUCUUAGAGGAGUGGAAAAGAACAUUAUGGUUGUUAGCUGUGUGUACCCUUCUUCCGAGAAAAACAAUUCACCAAGCCUGAACCGGAUGAACGGAGUAAUGUUUCCAGGCAACUCCCAAAAUUACACUGACAGAUCAAACAUAAAUGGUCCAGGCACCCCAAGACCACUGAGCAAACCUAAGCUGUCCUUAUCGAGCCCCACUACAUCCAACGGUUUACCUGAUGGUGCUGAGAAUAAAGACUCUGAUGUGCCUCAGAAAGACCAGGCUCACAGUGACUCCCUGUCCCCUGAAGAAGAUUCCCCUUCAAGCACUGUGAAGAAUAAACACUUGGAGGAAGACCCCACAGAGGAUCACGAGGUGAAGAGGCUGAAGUUUGACAUAGACGACGAAGAAGAGGAGCAGGAGGAGGAGGACGAGGAGCAGGCUGCCCAAGCAGACACAUCAUCCAGCCAGACUUCCAGUGAAAUGGCUGAAGAAACGGAAUCUGUAUCUACAACUGAGGAGGCAGGAAGCGAGAGCAGCGAUUUGGAGCAUACUGCAGAAGAAUCUUUAAUGGCACCGGCCGAGCCCACAGCGGAGACCUCUGACAAGCAAACCAGCGAAUCUGAAACUGUGAGCAACUCCACCUCCGAGGAGCCUCUUCAGAUGGAGGAAUCGGGACAUUGUGAGGCAGAGAGGAGUUUGCACAGCGACGAGGGGGAGGAGGCAGCGGCGGCAGAAAGCGCGCCCGCCCCAAGUAAAGCCGACGCUGAGCGCAGUGACACUGAGCAGCCGGGAACUUUUGAUAAGUCCCCUGAAAUCCCCCCAGAAACCCCCAUGGAAAACAGCGAGGAAGCCACAGAUGUAGCAGACGAACCUAUGGAACAAGACUAACUACAACGACACUUAAUAGACACCAGUAUUUUCCCAAACAGUUCUGUUUUUACACUGUAAACAAAUUUUACCUAAAUAAAGUGGACCUUUUAGUUUUACAAAAAAACAAAAAAAAACAGCAGGUUGUGAAAACUCCAAACUUUUCUGGAAUUGAAAAUGACCUUUAUUCACCUUUCUCCCCCCUUCUCUCUUCCUCCCCCCUCAAUAUGUCAGAACUGUGAGAACCAUUCAGGUUCUGUUCACCACUGAUUUGGUGGUUUUGGGUCAAAUCAGUGGUUUCUGUAUAGAUGAUGUUUUUUUUAAUUAAUUUAGAAGGUUUUUAAACUGGAAGGUUAUAAUUUUGACAGCCCUUUUUUUUCAAGAUUUCCACAUUUUUGGUUAAAAAUUAAAAAGGAAAAAAAAAU